CUGGAACAGGCGUCACAAGACUGCAGUCUGCCAAGUCCUAAAAGCAGACUAGCAACAAGACAGUUUCACAGAGGUGGGGUAGAACUGGGCAUUUUAAAAUAGCCAUGUAAACACUCUCCUUAUGCCUUUGUAAUUUUAACCUAGAAUGUCUUUGACCACAGUCUCUUGCAUGGAGACCACGAAUGCCGGAAUAAAUCUGACAUUAUGACACCAGACACCUGGCAGGUCUGACGUUGCAGGGGUAAAUACUUCGAGUCACUAUAAAGCAGUUGUUUACCCCCUGAGCUCCGGACAGGAUCGUAGGGCCGGAUAGAGGAAACAUUUAAGAUCUGAUGCACAAGAUGUUUACGUCACACCGUUGGAAGCGAGCCUUCGCGGUCUUUGCACAGUAACAUCCCAUUUGAGAACAGGAGCUGUCAAAGGCGAGGCGGUACUGAAACAAGCGCAAUCUUGAUUUAAGCAACAAACCUGUACUUGAACAGGUUACUCAUAUACUACUCAUAAUCUGGAGCACCCAUUUCAAUUAAUCAAAAACUCAUGAGAGGGAAUUACUGGAGGAACCAAUAAUACGAUUCAACCGAGGUAUUGGUGGACAUGCCAAUGUGGUCACUCCAGUGACCUUUCAGGAAUUGCAGCGUAAGAUUCUGAGCACAGGCACACAUACACAGAAGAAUGGCUGCAUUGGAAUUGCACUGUGGGCCAGAGCCUGCGAGUUGUGUGUGGGGUGGAGACAGAGCUGACCUGCUUGACAGUUUUGACUCAGAGAUGCAGGAAUGGGAAGAUCAGUUACAGGACAUGCAGAGAAAAAUUGAAGAGUUGUAUAAUGAGGUCAAAGCACGAAGAGAAGCCAGCGAGAGCAGCACAAACAAUAAAAACCUGGACAUUACUUUGCUUCCUGUAAACUCUCAGUAUAGCCACCAGGCCAAUGGUCGCCCCAACAACAGCCUCCCAAUUCGUCAAUGCAGUGAAAUAAAAGCAGAUCCUUCAGUUAUGCAAAGCUUUGGGUUUCACCACCCCAGUGAAUACUGUAAUUGCUCCAACAAUUACAUGCUUAAUCCUCUGAGCAACGGCAGCCAUUACCCUGCCAGCUGUCAUGAUCUUGAAAGGCUAGAUGCCACCGUAGACAUACUCAAUGGAUACCUCCAACAGGACCCGCAUUUUAGAAGGAACCCAGGAAAUCUUGGAGCUCCAAACAGAAUUCAGAACCCCAAGGUAUAUCCAGUUUCACACAGUUAUCAAGACAGCAUGAAGACCAGCCUGGUGACGAACAGGACUGCCUCGUGUUUGGCUCUGGAUGAGAUUGAUGAGGCUGAGAACAAACAGAACAAGAAAUCAAGUUGGGAUGACCCCCAAGCCUGCCAUGUUAUCUGUAAAGUCCCGGUUUCAUCAAAUGACCUUACCCUUAAAAAUUCAGCUUCCAAACUGGUAAUCAGACAGAGAGAUUCUUCUCCUGUAACCCCUCGUUCCACUUACUAUAAAUCAUCAAAGCAACCUGACAGGAAGUGCCUCUUGCUAGACAGGAAAUCUGGCAGCCCAUCAGUGUUGCGUAAGUUUGGUGCCAUGUUGCAGGAGAAUGAGGGAAAAACCCUGAUUGAGAAUGGUGUUUUGACCAACAUUGUCUCCACUGAACCUCCGAGGCAAACCAGCACUCCUAUUUGCCAGAGCAAGUUUGAUGCCAGGCGGGCAUCCUCACUUGCGCACGUCCAGAAAUGCCAUGCAGACUGUGAUGUACUGGUAGCAGAUCUGGAGCACAGUCAGGAGUCUUGGGCAGCUGGUCCUUCUAGACACCUCCUCAAUGGAGACAGACAUAGUGGGAUGGGUGGUUGUGUUUUUGAACAGCAUGCCUUGGCCUAUAACUUAAGCCAGUCACAGUCUCACCUUAAUUCGGGGUAUCACAAGGUGGUUUCAAUGUCUGAAGCCCACAAAGCAGGGUUCCAGAGUAAGGACUUAUUCUCUGACUGCCAGAUGGUAGAAACUAUUCUGGGAGUAGGAUCUCAAAACUUCAGUAAGGUACACAGAGGACAUGGUGUUGAUAUGAUGAGACUGGGAAAUGACAACUUGGAGCAACUUCUGGAAAUGAUGGAAAGAGAGAACGACAUAAGUCAGAGGGCCACAUCCACCCAGCAACUGGACAACAAGCAGGUGAAGAGGGUCAACUAUGAGUCAUCUCCUGCGACCAGCAGUAGCCAUUUUUCUCGUCCUGUUCGACCAGCCAAUCAACGCCGUCCAUCCAGAUGGGUUAAGCAUACUCACCCAAGAAAAAUCACCCACACAUCUAGCCCAACAAGCCCUGGCCUGAAUCCCAAACAAUUCUUGAAUUCAUAUUCCUGGCACACAGAAACUGUCAUAAUGUGAACAGGAUCCAGCAAGCUUAAAAGGACACUUUCGCCCAAUAGCAUAAACUAAACUUUGACCUUCUGUAGAACACAAUCUACUUUUUUUUUGUAUAUAUAACCAACACCACCACAUCAAAGUACCUUAUAUUGCAGCCCACUAGAAUAUCCUAUGGUAUUUUCCUUAAAUAACUUCAAAAGAAUGCUGCUUUCAUUUAACUUUGCGCUGUUUGAAGUGCUUUGGAAAGAAACUCCGGUGGACAUUCUCUGACCUGGUGAAUUUCUGUGCCUAUGAACCCUUUAUUGCCUUUUCUCUUAAUUUCUUUCUGUCAUUCUCAUAAAAUAUUCUUUCUUUUAUUGUUUUUUGUUUUUUUAUUUUCCAGAGUGCUUUGUGUACGGUGCAGUUGUUGCCAUGCCAUCUUGGACAUUUUUUCUUUGUA
Molecule: messenger RNA, 2773 nt
Organism: Carassius carassius (crucian carp)
Lineage: Eukaryota; Metazoa; Chordata; Actinopteri; Cypriniformes; Cyprinidae
Exons: 6
Coding region: 673-2355 (560 amino acids)
Source: RefSeq, a predicted model, not a curated record